AUGGAUUCCUAUGAGAGGGUUCGUACCUGGCUUGAAAAUGCGGAAGAUGGGGAAAACGUAAGCGAUCCUCACGAUCAAAUUGAGCGCCAAAAUAUAGAUGAUGAGGACGUGGACGAUGAUCAGCUUCCCGAGCUCUCAACCUACCGCCGUGCUCUUCCUCAGUCCUCAGCGUAUCGAUGGCUCGUGCAAACCUUGCUAAGGGAGCGCGACUUGACGGUUCCUGGAAACAGCAACACAAUGGUUUCGAUGAGGGAUCAGAUUAUCGAUGCCUUUGGCCGGCCCAAACGUGUCAGUCGUAAAGAUCUCCAGGAGGUAAAAGCAGUCUUUUUCAGCAACUGGGACCCCUUUACCUUCUGGAAAGAUCAACAAUACGAAUCGCCACUUAAAGAUGUCCUCGCACGCGCCGUGACUCUCACAGGAUACGGUAACAACGUGGAAGCUGUUACCUGCCUCCAGUAUCUUCGCCAGACAUGGCCCGAGACAGGGCCCGCACUAUUGGGCCUUAUUCAGAGUGGGAUAGAUAGAAGGAGCGGAAGCUGCUGGGAUGUCGCGGAAAUUGGUGAACAGGUCGCGUGGCUUGGGGCAGCUCUCCGCUCGUCUUCUCUUGACGACGGAUCCCAGUACUGCACCCCAUACGUUUCCAACGUUUCCUCGGAAAGCAACUUGAUACCAAUGGGCGGUAGGCAGCUCGGCCAGAAUGCCCUUGCAGCAUUCAAGCUUGGGUACCGUUUUGAAGAUCUGUCUAGCACAGAACUACUUGCCCAAGGCAGAUGCUGGAAUGGAUUGUUCAGGAAUCCCACGAUUGUCCCCGGCUACCCUAUACCAAGGCGACAGGAGUCGGAAUCAGGCCUCGAUGUCCCAGUGGAUAUUGUCGCUGCUCUGAUAAAUGCGAAGCGGCUUGUUAAGUUCGGAGGAACGAUGUACCUGAAAGGCUUCUCAGCACUCUUGGUGGUCACGAAGAUGGCUGUGGACACGGUGUUUUGGCAUCUUGUAUACAAUGAUGACAGAUCUUACAUAUCCUACCAGGACCCCAGGGUGCCUCGUUGGCCAGAGUCGGCAGAGGGUCCAACCCCGGACGUUCUGGAGAAGAGGCGACAUGUUGUUGGGUGGUGUGACAAGAUUAUCAGCUUUGCGGGUGCUUUAGGUGCCAAUUACUCGAUUGGCUGGUCCGGGCUCCCAGGUCCUACACAAAGUUGUGCUUUCGAAAAAGUCACCAUAAGUGGUGGCUCUAUAGUGACUGCCGGUGUCAGUUGCAUCUUGGGUCUCAAGGACAAGCCACGAUAUAUCAGCUUCGGAGACGACUAUCCUGGAAUCCUUCGCAACGUGGCCGAUAGGUACUUUGUGUUCUAUGACCGAGAUGACCGACGGGCUUGGCUGGUUGAUGGUGCCAGCACCAUCCUGCAUCUCCUACGCGCCUCUAUUCAGAAUUAUGAAGAUGACCCUCGAUUCCGAAGCAUUCUCUGCUCGGAGAAAACUAUCCUAAAGGAAGCAAAAGCCAGCAGCAUGGGAGCUGUACCUGCCUGCGAGGUGCUCCUAGACGUUGAGAACCAAAGCAUCCCCCUGUACCCUAAGAAAACAGAGGCAUGGAAGGAGAACACUCUCACGCCAUUGACAGAGCCAGACCCCAUAGUGAAGAAAAAGACAACAUAUUUUUGCGUUAGGGAUCGCGUCGAACAACUAUGCUACCAUCUGUUGGAAAUCGCCGCCCACCAAGACGACUCUCAGACUCGAUCGGGCGUUGGGUUCCGCUUGCUGCAGACGCCUCGCCGCCAGCUUGAAGGGUUUGACUUCAUGGAUAUUGCGACCAACCAAGGCACCAUAUGGCCCAAAGUUGCGACCCUUCACACUACCGGUGAAGGCUGGGUGGAUUUUUCUCGCGCCAUCCAUGCUCCAACGCUUUUCGGGUCCGGCUUCGGCGACUUAUUCAUUCCAGCUGUUAUGACAUCCUCGUCCGCCUCACCAUCAUGUCCCUUCUGCCUAUGGAACUCUCCCCUUCCGACUGGGAAGGACUACCUCGCGCGGGAUUGGCACGAGCCAAGAUUCAGGGGGUUCGAUUCCGCAUACACCUUGCCGGGGAGGUUCAGCAUCUCCAUCGAGAAGCGGAGGUGGUUUGAGAAAUAA
Scedosporium apiospermum is the source of this 2121-nucleotide messenger RNA. RefSeq lists its product as uncharacterized. The record is from RefSeq and is a predicted model, not a curated record. Bases 1 to 2121 code for a protein of 706 amino acids. Lineage: Eukaryota; Fungi; Ascomycota; Sordariomycetes; Microascales; Microascaceae. The transcript has 3 exons.